Molecule: messenger RNA, 1265 nt
Organism: Mangifera indica (mango)
Lineage: Eukaryota; Viridiplantae; Streptophyta; Magnoliopsida; Sapindales; Anacardiaceae
Product: THO complex subunit 3
Exons: 11
Coding region: 98-1042 (314 amino acids)
Biological process (GO): mRNA export from nucleus
Cellular component (GO): THO complex part of transcription export complex
Molecular function (GO): protein binding
Source: RefSeq, a predicted model, not a curated record
UCCCGUACCAGCUUUCGUUCGUUCGUUCGUUCGUUCGUUCCCAACUCCCGUUCUGUUGCUCUGUUUGUUUCCGGAGAAAAUUGUAACGAUCGCACUAAUGGCAGAAACUAUACCCUUCAAAAAUCUCCAAAGCAGGGAGUACACGGGCCACAAAAAGAAGGUUCACUCUGUGGCUUGGAAUUGUACGGGCACAAAGCUUGCAUCUGGUUCAGUUGAUCAAACAGCUCGAGUUUGGCACAUCGAGCCUCACGGUCAUCAUGGGAAAGUUAAAGAUAUUGAAUUGAAGGGGCAUGCUGAUAGUGUGGAUCAGUUAUGUUGGGACCCUAAACAUGCUGAUUUAAUUGCUACUGCUUCAGGCGACAAAACAGUUCGUUUGUGGGAUGUUCGAAGUGGAAAAUGCUCACAACAAGCUGAACUUAGCGGCGAGAACAUCAACAUAACUUACAAACCUGAUGGGACACACAUUGCUGUUGGUAAUAGGGAUGAUGAACUAACAAUAUUGGAUGUUCGGAAAUUCAAGCCAAUUCAUAGGCGUAAAUUUGGUUAUGAGGUAAACGAGAUUGCUUGGAACAUGACAGGAGAAAUGUUCUUUUUGACUACAGGAAAUGGUACUGUUGAAGUGUUAUCAUACCCAUCUCUUCGACCUCUUGACACUGUCAUGGCUCAUACAGCUGGUUGCUAUUGCAUUGCAAUUGAUCCAAUGGGAAGAUACUUUGCUGUUGGAAGUGCUGAUUCCUUAGUCAGCCUUUGGGAUAUCUCAGAGAUGCUCUGCGUCCGUACAUUCACAAAACUUGAAUGGCCUGUCAGGACUAUAAGCUUUAAUUACACAGGAGAUUAUAUUGCUUCUGCCAGUGAAGAUUUAUUCAUAGAUAUAUCAAAUGUACACACUGGUCGAACGGUGCAUCAAAUUCCAUGUCGUGCUGCCAUGAAUAGUGUGGAAUGGAAUCCCAAGUACAAUCUACUUGCAUAUGCUGGGGAUGACAAGAACAAAUAUCAAGCUGAUGAAGGUGUUUUUCGAAUAUUUGGCUUUGACAAUGCAUAAUUCCUGCAAAACAAAGGCUUGACUUUUUUCUAUAAGGAAGAACCCAUAUCUCAAGACAUACUCUCUCUGUAGUAAUGCUCUAAAUUACAGAAUUAUGAACAUAUGUAUGCCAUACAUAUCCAAUGCUAUAUUCAAUGUUCCUAAAAAGCUCUUAAUGGGAACCCCACCCUAAUCUUUACUCAUGAACUCAAUUCACUAAUUUGUUGACUCUUUCUUUGUUGCU